Molecule: messenger RNA, 3937 nt
Organism: Paramormyrops kingsleyae
Lineage: Eukaryota; Metazoa; Chordata; Actinopteri; Osteoglossiformes; Mormyridae
Gene: ankrd34bb
Product: ankyrin repeat domain 34Bb
Molecular function (GO): protein binding
Source: RefSeq, a predicted model, not a curated record
CAGCGGAGUAUUCAGCCUCUCUCACUCUCUCACAUGCUUGCACGCCCUCUAUGGUUAUCAUUUCCAUAAUCAGACCUGUCUUCUGUUCACAUCUUUCUCUCUCUCUCUGUCUGUUUAAUGUUCCCUUCAAUUUGUUCCUGUUCAGCGUCUUUCUCCAAAUGCUUUAAAGAGUACAGUCAGACCUUCCUAAGGUGGAUUAUCAGAUACUUUACAAGGAUGUAAUUCAAAGGAGUACAGUGUUCUUUGAAGGAAAAACUGGUGAUCCUGGAAGAACAGCAUUGUGAUCUCCCAUGAUGCCACAGUCACAGGAAGAGUAGAUGUAAUGGGGGAUUCUGUAGAGGUACGCACAGAUGGCAACUCCUUGCUGAAGGCUGUCUACUUGUGCCGCCUGCGCCUGACACGCCUGCUGCUGGAGGGCGGAGCGUACAUCAAUGAGAGUAAUGAACGUGGGGAGACCCCCCUGAUGAUCGCCUGCAAGACGAAACAUGCCGACCAGCAGAGCGUGAGCAAACCCAAGAUGAUCAAGUACCUCCUGGAAAAUGGUGCUGACCCAAAUAUCCAGGACAAAUUAGGGAAGACGGCUCUGAUGCACGCCUGCUUGGAACGGGCCGGCGUGGAGGUCGUCUCCCUGCUUCUGGCAAGCGGCGCUGACCCCAGCCUAGAGGACCACUCGGGCUCCUCGGCCCUGGUCCACGCUGUCAACGCUAAUGAGAAGGAUACGCUCAAAGUGCUGCUUGAUGCAUGCAAAGCCAGAGGCAAGGAAGUCAUCAUUAUCACCACUGACAAGCUGCCCUCAGGGAAGCAGAUGACUAAGCAGUACCUCAACGUCCCUCCACUGCCUGACUUGGAGGAUCAGCUCCUCUACACCCCCAUGUCUUGCAUGUCUCCCUCUGAAAUAGAGCUCCGUACUUCACAACAAGCCGUUGACCCCCAGCUAGAGAAACGUAUAUUCAAUUUCCAGAAUUCUAACAGUGUCACCUCUCAACCAGGUUCACCAAUGCAUGACCCAAGUCCCCUGCAGCCAGGAGUAGCUAAGAUCCUCCAUUUGCAAAGACUGCAUUCUGAACCUUGGUUGAAGAUCCCAUCUUCUCUGCUGCUGCAGCAGAACAAAGCAUCCUCAUUUACCGAAGACCUAAUGGACAUCACUCCGGAGGAGGAGCUCUCUUUCAGGAUCAAUGGGUUAAGAAUUCCUCGAGCCCCGGUUACCCGCCAGCAGAGCAUUGACAUCAGAGAUACAGCGGGUCUGAGCAUAGCUUUGGACCAAGGGGUUAACAAUGAAGACGGCCCAGGAGGAGGGAGGGGCCUGGGUCGGAAGAUGUCAUAUGAUGACAUCUCAUCAUCUCACUCUUCCUCACACCUUGAUCUUCACCGUAACAGUGGAGCAGCACCUAUCCCAGUGCACAAAGACCCUGACUGCCUGCCCAAUCUGGCUGUGUCUAGUCUGCGCAACAUUGUCCAAAGGCGAAAUAUAGGAAUUGACCACUAUAGCUCUGAUUCCCAAUUGCCCCAGUCUAGCAGCCUUGAUGACUACAAGAGUGCACCAGAAAAGAGGAAGCUGGUUUCAACCCGUUCCUCUACCUUGUCCAACUCUAGAGAGUCCUUGGAGAGUUUGGCCAGGAGAAACCCAGCCAUACUGGAACGCAGGGGGUCUGGAGCUCUACUCCUGGAUCACAUUUCCCAUACCAGACCUGGGUACCUGCCACCAUUAAAUCCCCAUGUUCCUAUCCCCGACAUUGGCGGCAGCAGCACAGCCACAAACAGCACCAUGAAACCAGCAUGUGGGAUGUCAGCUAAUAUGGGGCCCAAAUCCCUAAUUGCCUGUGUUCCCAACUUCCCCAAGGAUCUCAAGACCAAGAAGAUGUUGCUACGUCGUCAUUCCAUGCAAACAGAGCAAAUCAAACAACUAGUCAACUUUGAAGAGAUAUUUGGCCGCUAAUACUGCCAUAAACCAUAGUUUCAGGAACCAGUAUCCACUUAUAAAGCUGCAAGUUAUUUGUGCUAUAGCUCAUGUGUGUCAAUGUGAAUCAUCUUUAAAGCAGAACACAGCCAGCCAUAUUUUGAAUGGCAAUUUAAAAAUGGCUUGUGCUUUAUUUAGAUUCAGAUCUGUUUCAUGAAGAAAAUACUUUUGUCAACAGAAUUCAUGGAUGCUACUGAAAUGUGCAGUAUUAUGAGAUAAAAAGCAAUCUCAGACUAUAACAUAAACCAUUGUGAUAUUUUACACACUAUUAUUUAUGGCUUAUUCAAAGCCAUAAAUAGUAAUGACUUACUUCACAUUUUAGGGCUUAAAUAUAUAGUUUUAAUUUUAUGAUUAUAUUAUUGUUAUUAUUAUGUCAUUAUUAUUAUUGGGUUCAAUUUUACCAUGUAAAAUAUACUGCACUAUACUUCAGCUGAAAUAACAAGAAUGUGAAGGUUAUUUUGUGAUUGUUACCAGUAUAAUACUAAUAGUGAAGUAUAUUUUAUAUGGUGAUGUAAAGAGCAAACAAUAUUAAUAAUACUAUAUUCACAGAAUUAAAACUUGCUUUAAAGCAUCUGAUUGAUGUUUAUGUAAUAAACUGUAAUAUCCUCCAAUACUGUAUACCCUGCUUUCACGUGCUAGCUAUGUAAGUACCUAAAAAUUAAGAAUUCUUUUUUAGAACGAAGGCUCAUAAUAUAGGAAUGCAUGUAUUUGACUGAGAGAAAAUUAAAUCUAUAAAUGGCUUGUCAAAAAAAAUGUAUAUACACAAACUGCCUUAGUUUGUUCAUCUCUUUUUUGACAAUUGGAGUACAAAACACUGCAUCUUUUGAGACACCAAAGAUGUCUUUAAAAUCUUCUAUUUAUGAAGCAAACUAUAGACAGUUAAUAAAACCCUGGAUAGACAUUGCACAUUAAUGACUCAUAUACCCAUUAAUUUAUUCAUAUUAUUAAACUCAGAUACAAUGUUAAUCUAUGUAUAGCAUUUUAAGUCUUCUAAUGGAAACAAUUCUGAAAGGAAGCUGUAAUUCUCACUCUUUGGCUGUUGUUCUGCAUAGUGAAGCGAAUGACAGAAGGUGCAUUUUGAUAUUUUAUUUCCCAUGUAUGUAAUGUGAUCGUAGCUGAAAAUCAUUCAUUGUAAAUAAACUAUUUCCAAAACCCUGCGUAUUACUGUUGUGACAUCACAUGGUGCUCUACCAUUCUAAUUAUCACAUUUAACAUUUUUUACAUUAACAAAAGACUACUGUAAACAUGGAUUACUUGCGUAACUUCAGCAUUUUUAAAUGUCAAAUGGGCAUAUACAGUAUAUAUAUAUAGGAUUAUUAUAUAUAGUUGAGGGAGAAUUUUAUGUAUUAACAAAAUAACUCAUUAGCACACCAUUAUGUUUAUUCUUACUUUUGUUUUCUGCCCUAUCAUUACUUACCUUACAGUUAGGUCCAUAUAUAUUUGGACACUGACACAAGUUUUACUAUUUUACCUGUUUACUGAAAUAUAUUCCAAUUGAAGUUAUACAAUGGGCAUGGACAUAAAGUGCAAACUCUCAGAUUUCAUUUUAGGGCCCUCGCGAACGUUUUGCCCAGGGGCCCACACAACCCAUAAUCCGUCCCUGCAUGAAGGGUUUAGGAGUUUCAGCUUAACAUGUGCCAUGCUCUUUCUAAAGGGGCCAAAAGUAAUAGGACAAUUAAUUUAAAAGCUGUUUCAUGGACAGGUGUGGGCAAUUCCUUCGUUCUUUCAUUAUCAAUUAAGCAGAUAAAAGGCCUGGAGUUGAUUUGAGGUGUCUUGUUUGCAUUUGGAAGACUGAGGUGUGAACAUACAGCAUUGUUCUUGAAAGAAAGCAUUGGUGAACUCAGCAAUGCAAAAAGGCCUGGACGGCCACGGAUGACAACAGCGGUGGAUGAUCGCAGAAUCAUUUCCAUGGUGAAGAGAAACCCCUUCGUAACAGCCAACCAAGUGAACAACACUCUCCAGGAGGUAGGUGUAUCAAUA